UCCCAACCUCAGGGAUUCACGGGUCCUUCGACGAUCCGGGAGCAGAUUAGCUGCCUGGCAGCCUAGCUAGGCGGGUACUAGGGGUCGUGGUUGUGGGCAUUUUCCAACGCACACCUCGAGUCAGCUGCUACCAUUCAAGCCACAACCACCGAGGUUUUCCAAUACGGCUUACCAUCAUUAUCCGCUCUCUACAUCAUCGAUCGUCCGUCCGUUCCGGGAUCUAGAACUUGACCAGCAACUAGCAUAACCUCUUCCUGUUGAACAUACCGACAAGCCAGAUUCAUUCGCACCAUGGCUUCUUCACUACAAACACCUACUGGCAUGUCCAUCCGAGCCGAAUCUCCUUCGAGCGAAGCUACUUCCAAGAUCCUCACCCCCGAGGCCCUGAAAUUCCUCGCUACCCUCCACCGAACCUUUAACCCGGUCCGGAAACAACUCCUCGCCAACCGGGACAAGGUCCAAGCCGAGCUGGACAAUGGGAAACAUUUGCACUUUUUGCAUUCCACUCAGAAGAUCAGGGAGGAUGUCGCUUGGCGCUGUGCGCCUCCUGGGCCGGGGUUGGAGGAUAGGAGGGUCGAGAUCACGGGGCCUACGGAUAGGAAGAUGGUCAUCAACGCCCUCGGAUCGGGAGCCAAGACGUUCAUGGCGGAUUUCGAAGACUCAAACUCGCCGACCUGGAACAAUAUGGUCAACGGUCAGGUUAACCUCUACGAUGCCAUCAGGCGACAGAUCGAUUUCGAGCUCAACGGCAAGCAAUACAAGCUCCCUGAGAACCCCGCCGUCCUGCUUGUCCGUCCACGAGGAUGGCAUCUGGACGAACCCCGAAUUCAGGUCGAUGGAGAACCCUUGUCAGGAUCCAUGUUCGAUUUCGGACUCUACUUCUUCAACAACGCUCACGAGCUCGUCAAGCGGGGCAGCGGGCCUUACUUUUACUUGCCCAAGAUGGAGCACCACUUGGAAGCUAGGUUGUGGAACGAUAUUUUCACCUUUUCCGCCGCUUACAUUCGAUUCCCCUACGGAACGAUCCGGGCGACUGUCUUGAUCGAGACUAUCCCGGCAGCGUUCCAGAUGGAGGAGAUCUUGUACGAAUUGAGGGAUCACUCGGCUGGGUUGAACUGUGGUCGAUGGGACUACAUCUUCAGCUACAUUAAGAAGCUCAGAGCGUCCAAGACCUAUGUCAUGCCGGACCGAACCGAUGUGACCAUGACCGUCCCCUUCAUGGAAGCCUACGUCAAGCUUCUCAUCCAGACUUGUCACAAGCGAAAAGUCGCCGCCAUGGGAGGCAUGUCGGCUCAGAUUCCUAUCAAGGGGGACGACACCGCCAACGAAAAGGCCAUGUCCAAGGUCAGGGCCGACAAGGAGCGAGAGGUCAAGGCGGGUCACGACGGGACUUGGGUCGCUCAUCCUGCCUUGGUCAAGAUUGCCAUGGACAUCUUUGACAAGCACAUGCCGGGACCGCAUCAGUACCAUAUUCGAAGGGAGGACGUUAGGGUGACCGAGCAGGAUCUCGUCAACCCGUCGGUACCCGGUGCGAUUACCGACAAGGGUGUCAGGGAAAACAUUUCCGCAGCCCUGUCAUAUUGUGCCGCCUGGAUCUCGGGUAACGGCUGUGUCCCGAUCAACUUUUUGAUGGAGGAUGCGGCAACCGCCGAGAUCGCUCGUGUCCAGCUCUGGCAGUGGGUCAAGUACGGUAGCAAGACGGAUUCUGGCAAGACGAUCACCUCGUCCCACCUUGGGCCGAUCUUUGACGAAGAGGCGCAAAAGGUGGCCAAGAUCGCCGGCAUCUCGACCGAUCACGUCAACGUCGCCAAGGGGUACAUGAUGGCGCAGCUAUCGAAACAGUGGCCUAGCGACUUCUUGACGUCCGACCUUUACGCUCAGUUGGAUUCGAACUUGCCCAAGGGCAAGCUAUAGGCUAGCGUCAGAAAAACAAAGUGAGCAGAAACAGGCAAAGGUGGUGGCCCGCUAGUAUCGAACAGGAGUAUAUAAGCGAAAGCGAAUCAGGAUCAAUUGUAUGAGUACCGAAUGAUAUGACAUCAGCUGUUGCGAGUCGGACUUUGGGGACCCCGGAAUGGCUGAUCGGAAGAUCGACCUCGGCCUCUGGUCGUCGGCAUCGCCUUUCCUAUC
This is a messenger RNA of Filobasidium floriforme, 2127 nucleotides long. RefSeq names its product malate synthase. The record is from RefSeq and is a predicted model, not a curated record. NCBI's taxonomy places the organism in Eukaryota, Fungi, Basidiomycota, Tremellomycetes, Filobasidiales, Filobasidiaceae. Bases 292 to 1914 code for a protein of 540 amino acids. Gene Ontology annotation, biological process: glyoxylate cycle. The transcript has 10 exons. Gene Ontology annotation, cellular component: peroxisomal matrix; cytoplasm. Gene Ontology annotation, molecular function: malate synthase activity.